Messenger RNA from Rotaria sp. Silwood2, 321 nucleotides. The record is from the annotation of a GenBank genome assembly. NCBI's taxonomy places the organism in Eukaryota, Metazoa, Rotifera, Eurotatoria, Philodinida, Philodinidae.
AUGAAGCAAGUACAACUACUUCGGCAACUACAACUACGACAACGACAACUAGUACUACAAGCACAACUACUUCUACGAGCUCAAGCAGUUCUACCACCACCACCAGCACCACCAGCACCACGAGUACAACUAGCACUACAAGCACGACCACAACAACAACGACAACUAAUACCACAAGCACAAGCACAACAACAACGACAACUAGCACCACGAGCACGACUACCACUUCAACCACAUCCACAACUGCUACUGACUGACCUCCGAUUGCGAUUUCUUAAAAAUAUAGGAAUCCUUAUAGGAUUCAGUUUGUCUAAAAUAUAG